Guillardia theta CCMP2712 is the source of this 816-nucleotide messenger RNA. RefSeq lists its product as hypothetical. The record is from RefSeq and is a predicted model, not a curated record. Gene Ontology annotation, biological process: peroxisome fission; regulation of peroxisome size. Gene Ontology annotation, cellular component: peroxisomal membrane. NCBI's taxonomy places the organism in Eukaryota, Cryptophyceae, Pyrenomonadales, Geminigeraceae. The transcript is spliced from 11 exons. Bases 31 to 816 code for a protein of 261 amino acids.
AGGGAUAAGCGGAGCACAAGUUUGCCUGCCAUGCCUCUCGACAGUGACCUGGUCCAACUCAACGCCAAGAUGGUGGCGUACAUGUCCAAGACAGAAGCGAGGGACAAGCUCUGCCGAGCAGUAGCCUACGGGAGCGAUGUGGUGAAGUGGCUGCUGUCAAACUCGGGCAAGGCAGCGUUGGAAGCGUGGGCGCCCAAAGUGGUGAAAGUGAAGUCUGGCGUCGGGGUCGCGAGGAAAUGCUUUCGCUUCGGCGUGACGCUCCGAGAGAUCGACGCGAUGAUCAACACGCAAGAGGUGGGGAUCCCAAGGACGAUGAAGCUGUGUAUGCACGCGUCUAACGGGAUGUAUUAUUUUCUGGACAUGAUAGAGUUGUUGUCAAUCUUCGAGCUGCUUCCUUACAAGACGGACAAGGCUAUCAAGAAGGCACGAGAAGCAGCGCAGAAGGACGGAGCUCAACCUGACGCCAAGCGCUGGGCGUCGCUCCUUGCCUCUCGUCGCAAGCUGCAGGCGCAGCUGAUGGUGGAGAUGACGAACGUGCCUGUCGCUCUCUUCAACGUGACGGACUGGGGGCGGGACGCCAUUGGGCCAGUGGGAGCAGGCAUGGCGGGAUUUGUUGGAUCUUGCAUCGGAGGUGAGAGGAGGAGUCGGUUGGAGGACGAGGACGAGGACGAGGACGAGGACGAGGAGAAGGGCAAGGAAGAGGUGGCGGUGGUUGAGGAUGCGCUGGGAACACGCGAACAUGUACAAGGAGGAAAGGGAAGACGAAGGAGACAGAGAAUGGAAGAGUGGAGUGGAGUAGUGAAGGAGAGGGGAUGA